AUGUCAUAUGGUAAGAAAAAAUGGUCUGAAUGGGUAGAAGAGGACAAAGAGAAGGUUUUCAAUACCUUAAAAUACUGUUAUGAUAAGGGAUUGCGUACAUUUGACACUGCCGAUUAUUAUUCCAACGGUUACAGUGAGAUUCUUUUAGGUGAAUUUUUGAAAAAAUACAAGAUCAAGAGAGAAACUGUUGUUAUUUUAACCAAGAUCUUUUUCCCUGUUGAUGAAACACUUGAUCUACAUCUUGGUGAAGAGCCCAUUGGAGUUGAUCAAUUGGAUGUAGUCAAUCAACGUGGAUUAUCACGUAAACAUAUAGUUGACGGUGUCAAAAGAUCUGUGGAAAGGUUGGGUACAUACAUUGACGUCUUACAAAUUCAUAGAUUUGAUCAAGACACACCAAUCAAAGAACGCAUGAAAGCAUUGAAUGAUGUUGUUGAAAAGGGCCAUGUUCGAUACAUUGGUGCGUCGUCUAUGUUGGCGACAGAGUUUGCUGAAAUGCAAUUUGUAGCUGAAAAAUACGAGUGGUUUCAGUUCGUCAAUUCUCAAUCUCUAUACAAUCUCAUUUAUAGAGAAGAUGAAAGAGAACUGAUUCCAUUCUGUAAGAGACACAACAUUGCUUUAACUCCAUGGUCUCCAAAUCAUCAAGGUUUAUUGACUAGACCGAUUGGAUCGACCACAGAAAGAUCAGAGAAUGAUCCAUUUGUUAAGUGUACUUUAACUAAGAAACUAGAAAAGAGUGACAUUGAAAUUAUUAACAGGGUAGAAGAGCUCGCUAAGAAGAAGAAAUGUUCGAUGGCAGUUAUUUCCACUGCUUGGGUCAUUAGCAAAGGUUGUGUCCCAAUUGUCGGCAUGAGUAAGACUAGUAGAGUGGAUGAUGCCAUAAAGGCAUUAAAAGUCAAAUUUACUGAUGAAGAACUAAAAUACUUGGAAGAACCUUACAAGCCAAAAGAAUAUAUUAGUUAG
Messenger RNA from Kazachstania africana CBS 2517, 960 nucleotides. RefSeq names its product aldo/keto reductase. NCBI's taxonomy places the organism in Eukaryota, Fungi, Ascomycota, Saccharomycetes, Saccharomycetales, Saccharomycetaceae. The record is from RefSeq and is a predicted model, not a curated record. The transcript has a single exon. Bases 1 to 960 code for a protein of 319 amino acids.